CCCAGAUCCGCCAUUUCAGUCCCGGAGUUUGUAGUUGCACUUUAGUUUUGACUUUAUUUCUGACUCCUUUUAACGUGUUUGUGGAUACAGCAGAAGUCCCACCAACUAACAGCGACAUCAUACAUUACUCCUGGAAGUUUUGGUGUUGUGUAUAUUCUUGUUUUUCCAGGAGGAAACUGGUUAAUCCACGAAAGUUUUUGCAUGAGUUUCGGAUUUAUAGGCUGAGCAGGACCCGGGUUCGAAUCCUGCUCGCGGACGAAUUUUACUGCAUGUCAUCCAUUCUGUGAAUAAAAAGCACUGGUUGCAAAAAGAAGGAAUAAGGAAUAAAAGGCCUUAAAAGCCUCGGCGGGGAUUUUCACAGUCAUGGCGGGUAACUUUGACGCUGAGGACCGUGGGAGCUGGUUUUGGGGCAGAUUGAGCAGGCAGGAAGCCGUUUCUCUGCUCCAGGGAGGCCGGCAUGGCGUGUUUUUAGUCCGGGAAUCCAUCACCAGUCCGGGGGAUUACGUGCUGUCCGUGUCCGAAAACUCAAAAGUGUCCCAUUAUAUCAUCAACAGCAUCAGCAACAACCGGCAGUCUGGAUCAGGUUUGGCUCCUCCUCGGUUUCGGAUCGGCGACCAGGAGUUCGAGGCUCUUCCCGCCCUGCUGGAGUUUUACAAAAUCCACUAUCUGGACACCACCACGCUCAUAGAGCCCAUAAACAAAUCCAAACACACAGGGUUCGUCAGCGCGUCGGCCGGCCCUCCCGUUCUGUCCGACGAGGCCGAGUUCGUCCGGGCGCUUUUCGAUUUCCCCGGAAACGAUGACGAGGAUCUUCCUUUCAAAAAAGGUGACAUCUUGAGAGUUCUGGAAAAACCUGAAGAGCAAUGGUGGAACGCAGCGAACCAGGAAGGUCGUGCCGGGAUGAUUCCAGUCCCCUACGUUGAAAAGUACCGACCCGCCUCACCCACUGGUUCCAGUCCAGUUACUGGUGCUGCUGGAGGGGUUUCGGGCCCCACAGAUCCAUCGGGGGCCCCUUCAGGAAACCCCCCGGGGGAACCGGGUCCAUACGCUCAGCCCGUGGUGAACGCUCAGCUGCCCAAUCUACAGAACGGACCCGUUUUCGCCAGAGCGAUCCAGAAGAGAGUUCCCAACGCCUACGACAAGACGGCGCUCUCUUUGGAGGUGGGAGAUAUGGUGAAAGUGACCAAGAUCAACGUGAACGGUCAGUGGGAGGGAGAGUGUAAAGGCAAGCGAGGCCAUUUCCCUUUCACACACGUCCGACUGCUGGAACUAAACAACCCCGAGGACGAGAGCUGAGAAACACACACACACUCACACACACACACACACACACACCAUCCUCUGGUUCUUAUGUCACGCUCUGGAAACAUCUAACACACGACGUGACGGGAUGUCGUCGUUUUGAAGAGUUUACACUAAGGUGAGACUGAUAUCGGUUAGCAUAUGUUAGCUUAGCAUUGCACACUGCCCUCCGUUACCUGCCUCCUUGAAUACUUCCUACGAAAUAUGAAAUCAAAUACAUUUAAUGAAGCAUUUAUUGGUUUAGUAUUUAUUCUAAUGUUGAAUUCUUGAAAGAAAAACACGGUUAUUGUCAGUUGCGAAAUUAGCCUAGCUUAGCUUAAUGUUAGCAGUUAGCUUCUGAGUCGAGAGAAAAAAAGAAAACUACUUCCGAUUAAUUCAGAUUCUGCUUUGUUUAUGGACACUAUAUCUGGCGUAAAUGCUGUUAAAUCCUUUCUAGAGAAUCCUUAGAAACAUGGAUUUCUUCCAAAAUCCAUGUAUUUUAACAUUAAAACGGGAAUUAAACGCAGCAAUUUUACCGCACAAGAUGCCUAUUUUUAAUCCCAACUACCCGUUGGACAUCAUUUAUGAGACAAGGUCCAGUUGCAGUCUCGACUUAAAACACUCAUAAUUAAAGAUAUUUGUAUUAACAAUUUUUCCUUUUUAAAUCCUGAACCUAUCGGCCAGUGCGUUAAAAUCUAAAAAUGUAUAUAAUAUUAUUUCAAAACGGCUUUAUACGACCAACCCUGUAUUGAAGCUCCAUACAGAGAAUAAAUGCCAAAAAACUAGAUUAUUUUCUGCAAUAAUCCAAAAUCACAAGGGAACCAGGGAGAUGCUGCCUUCAGGGUCGGCUACAAAAAUAGGACAUCCCUACACCACCCUUAAAGCUGUGUGAACAGGAGGUAAGAUGCUAACAGAAGCUGCUAACGGUGAAACAACUGUUAUGAUUGGAAUAAAAGGAUAUAAGAGUGAAUAUAAGCCUGGAGAAUAGUUGUAAAAGAUAACAAUGUGCAUUAUUUAGCGUCAGUCGCCGAUAUCAGUCGAACCGUAUAGUUUCCACGCUGCAGCCCAGAACACACACUUCUUCUUCCCUUCCUGUGCUUUCCUGUAUCUCACUGAUCCACACAGAAGGGAAACCAUCAAGAGACAAAUCUCCUCACAGAAUCAAGUUCCUGUGAAACCUCGGAGUGAAAGACUUUUGGAAACUCCACCGACUUAUUUACAUCCCACACUACGAACAAAGUCCUCUUUUUUUUUUUUUUGUACUAAAAGUGGAAAAUAUUACGAUAGAAUUGACUCUAUAUAUACACACACCUUACAUGCUAAAUACUGUACUUUCCCUUCUCCUUUAUAUUUGAUUUUGUUACCAGAGACUGUUCACCUGUUAUUAUAUUCUUGUGAAACACUAUUCAGCGCCAACGUGGACGACUUUAAACGAGUAAGAAAACGCUUUGAAAAGAAAGCAGAGGCUGUUUUUAGAAGACGAGGAGGAGGAAGGUCGAGGGAUUUUAUUUUUGUCUUCCAGCAGGGUUUUUUAUGACAUUGCCACUCCACUUUGAAAACGUUAAACGCUUCAGCAUUUCUUUAUGUAUUCCUGGUGAGACGGCCACUUCAUGUCACAGGUUUUCUCAUCAUCUUAAUCCACAAUAACAUAAACACUCAAAGGCAAGAAAUGGUCUAUAACUGUAGGAAUGUGGUUCUCCUUAAUGUCAUGUUUGUUUAAUGCAAAAUGAGCAAAUACCAACUCUUAACCUUCCUGUUGUUAAUGUUGACCUGCUUUCAAUGUUUUUAUGUCCCAAUAAGGAGGUAUUUCAUCUAAUUGCCACACAUUAAGAAUCACUACUUUUUAUUGAAGUAUGUGUUUAUUUCAAUGUAUAGCAUCUGUGUCAUGAUGUGGCGGUGAAAACACAAUGACAGCAACACUUUAGUAAGAAAGAGGAUCAUCCUGUGGUCUCGUGUGUUUCCUACGAUGCAAUAAACUACAGUAGGAACGUAAUGAGUGAGUAACUUCAGCAGGGAGGAUCUUCAGAGUCCUCUCUACCUCAUGACUCGUGUUUCAAAAGAUGAGAUUUGAGUAGGGAUUUUACAGAAGAGGACGAGCGCCACAUGUGAUUUUUUAUUAUUUUUUUAAAUAUGAUUCAAAGUCAUUAAAAAAAAAAUUUGAUCUGAGAAACAAGAGAGUUCUGAGAUUUACAGAAAAUUCCGACUGUUGCUCAUAAUUACGACUUUUUUUCUCAUAAUUACGAAAAAAAUUCUCAUCACGACUUUCUUCUUAGAAUCCCGACUUUUUUGCCCAGAAUCCCGACUUUCUUCGUAGAAUUCCGACUUUUUACCCAGAAUCCCGAUUUUCUUCGUGGAAUCCCGACUUUUUUUCCGUAAAAUCCCGAUUUUCUUCGUAGAAUCCCGACUUAUUUCUCAGAAUUCAGUUUUUAAUGUCAGAUUUUUUUUCAAUAAUUAUAAUUGUUGGUCAGAUCUCAAAAUGUCUUCCACAUGUGUUCCUUAUCCUCUUCUGUAGAAUUUGGAUAUGUCAGUAUUGUUUCCGUUUAAAUUAACAAAUGGUUUCCAAAGCCCUAAAGCAUUAAAUCCCUUUUAUCCUCAUUUCUAAAUGCUUAUGCAUAACAUCCACUCGUAUGUAAAGUAAACACUUCAUAGUUUACAUCAUCAAAUGUUUUUGUGACACCCUGCCAAGCUCCAUUUUGGGUUAAAAGCCAAUUUGACUCAGUGUGAAUGACCGUCAGUCUAUAGUAUAUAUUAUCUAUGCAUCAUGCAAUCAUCGGCACAUGUAUUCAUUUGAGUUCCUCUGGUGUGCUUUAUGUCCCCUGUAAAUUGCCCCAGCUGUAUUUUUUUUUAUAUACAACUGAUAUGUUUUAGUUCAAUUUUGCUGUUAUUUUUAAUUCCAUAGAAACAGAAUUGUGAUGAAAUCUGAAUAACACACAUAAAGAAAUGUCUGCAAUCUGACCUCGGAUAUAAUGAAAUCUAAUAUGUUUACAGUGUGUUUAUAAAUUGUGAAAGUUUCCCUCCAAAUUUAAGGAAAUUAUUUUUUGUACGCUUCAUUAAUGCCAUAUUUUUAUUACCGUGUUAUGUUAAUUAAGUAUUUGGGGUCUCAUCUGUGGGUCAUUUACAGCCCUGUGUGUAUUAAUAAACACAUGCAAUUGUUUCUAAUUCCCAAUAUUCCAUGUUUAUUUGCUAAGGCAGUAAAAAUAAUGAAAUCAUGGUUUUCCAGCUGUUAAUGUGCCGAUAAAAGUCUGAUAUGUGUGAAUGCAUUAUGGUUUAAAGGUGACCAGUUGACACUACAUGACCACAGUCUAAUAAUUAUGAAGUGUGCUGCUGCAGAUUUAGGAUGAAAUGGAAGAAAUCUGGUGUCCCAGAACAUGACGCUAUGUUUAGGAUCGUUUAAGCAUCCAGAAAUCAAACAAACUACAUUUGCAUAAUUUUACAUCAAAUGGAAAUGGAGUGAUAUAUAUUUCACUUGUGGUUUUUCCCACCAACUCCUCUCACUCCUCUCCCCCCAUUCCUCUCCUCUCACUCCUCUCCUCUCCACCAACUCCUCUCCCCCCCCACUCCCCUCCUCUUGUAUUGCAAAGUGUUUAAGGAAAUAAAUGAAACUGCAAUGUAAAAGUGUCUGCGUCAUUUGGAAAUUAAAACAACUUUUCUUUCUGUUUGUAUGUAUUUCUUGUAAUGCCUUUAUGCAAAGUGUUCAUCUGGUAUUGCAUCAGUAAUCGUUGCCUUUUUUGAUAAAAUAUUCUCCUUUUAGAGUCAUGGCAUUAUUGUAACUUGGCUGCACCGCUGCGGUUAAUUAAAGACCAAUGAAUACUUUAAUUGUAUUUUUAAAUACCACUGAUGAUCCUUCGAUGUGCACCUUAUCUCCUCUACAGCUCAAGAGUCUCGUCAAGCCAAAUCAUGUUUUUGUUUUUGCAUUGAAUAUAUAUUUUUGUGCCAUGUCACCCUCACUUUGACGAGGACCGGAACAAGCAGAAUAGGAUUUUCAAAAUAAGAGAGAUUGUACAAUGUGUCAAAAGUGUUAUGAAAAUAUAUUAUUUGAAGUUAAAAUGUACCUUUUUUAUUUUCUGUAGCAUGUAAUGUGUAAAUAUACCUAGUCAAUAAAAGUAUACCAAAUUGUCA
Molecule: messenger RNA, 5400 nt
Organism: Trematomus bernacchii (emerald rockcod)
Lineage: Eukaryota; Metazoa; Chordata; Actinopteri; Perciformes; Nototheniidae
Product: adapter molecule crk-like
Exons: 4
Coding region: 364-1296 (310 amino acids)
Molecular function (GO): protein binding
Source: RefSeq, a predicted model, not a curated record